CCCAGCCAGGCUGUCUACACCUUCAACCAUUUCCAACUGCAGAAUAAAAUCAAGACACGGAAGGGAAGGAAGUGCAUUGAUGCACUUCGCUUCAAACUACCGGGCCAGCGAGUGAUGGAACUCUGCGGAGAGCAGCAAGGUGUCUACCGCGUCCCCUCCUUCCGCUUCCAGAACGAGUUUGUCUCCAACAGGGACAAGACGGCCCGCGGAUUCAACAUCACCAUCAGGGCAGCGAAGACUUCCUGCCACCAGGUGAUAGACCUCAGGUUCGGCAACAAGACGAGCGACUACAUCGAGACGCCGAGGUUCCCCAGGGUCUUCCCGAAAAAUGCUCAGUGCGAGUGGUGGAUUAAGGCUCCAGCAGACAGAAGAAUCAGGCUGGACAUCGAGACACUCACCGUCAAGAAAUCCAGGAAGUGCAUGGAAGCCUACGUCGUCGUCGACCGAGCCGGGGACACGAUGUACCCUUCUGAAACCAGUGACCUAUUUUGCGGUCAGGCCGGUGGUAGGUCGAUCACCUCGACCGGCAAUCAAAUGAACGUCGUCUUCGACGGCGGCAGGAAGAGGCUAAAGGGAAUGAGGGCCCAAUAUCACGUGAUCUGAGGCGCAGGGAGAGAUGGAGGUUUGAAUCUUACGAGCGUGGAAAUUAGACCUAUAUCUUAACUGUGCAGUUCUUCGUCCUCAAAACUUUGUAUUUUAGAACGCUAUGUAAUUAGGCUACUAUAAACUAACCCCUUCAAUAGUAAAAAUAUGAAAAUUAUGCCAUUAAACUAAAGUUUAAUGCAAAUUAACAUCUCAAAAUCUGAAGCAUGGUGGAGGGAAAUUAGACCUAUAGCUUAAACCAGGCAGUUUUUUUGUGAUCAAAACUUUGCCUUUUAGAACGCUUUGUAAUUAGACCGCAAUAAACUAACCCCUUCAGUAUUAAAAAUAUGAAAAUUA
Molecule: messenger RNA, 939 nt
Organism: Macrobrachium nipponense
Lineage: Eukaryota; Metazoa; Arthropoda; Malacostraca; Decapoda; Palaemonidae
Product: ovochymase-1-like
Exons: 3
Coding region: 115-603 (162 amino acids)
Molecular function (GO): serine-type endopeptidase activity
Source: RefSeq, a predicted model, not a curated record